UGGUGGCGGCGGGCGUGGACUGCCACGUGUCCUUUUGUCGCACGUCUUCGUCCCGCCCCUCCCCUCCCCUCCCCUCCCUGUUCUCUUCCCGCCACGUGGCGUGUGGAAUACUCGCACGCCUGCGCGCGCGAGAGAGAGAGAGAGAGGAGUCUCUGUCCUGUGGUGUGUCAAUUUGCUACGCGGCGUGUGACUUUUUCGCCUAUCCACGUGUCAGUCUGCUGCGCCACGUGUCGUGUGAUUUUUCGCCUGCGGUGUGUCAGAAGUUGCCACGUGGCGUGAGAGUGGAAACUUCCGCCUGCGACCUGCAGCUCGUUGAACUUCUGGCGAUGGCGGAAGUCGCUGCUGACGUGGCAGCACCAGCGACUACUGCUGCUGACGUGUCGCAGAACGGAGAUGGGGCAGAGCGCGCCGCCACGUCAGCAGGUGACACCGUGACAUCGGCCCAGCUGGUCACACCGUGGGAAGUGUCGGGCGGCGCUGAUGGGAAGAUUGAUUACGACAGAUUAGUAGAACAAUUUGGUUGUCAGAAAAUCGAUCAAAGUGUGAUUGAUCGGAUCGAACGGCUGACAGGUCAGCGCGCCCAUCCGUUCUUACGGCGAGGAGUCUUCUUCUCGCACAGAGACCUGAACGAGAUCUUGAAUCUGUAUGAGAAGGGCAAGAAAUUCUAUCUGUACACUGGGAGGGGACCUUCAUCAGAGGCGCUUCAUUUGGGCCAUUUGGUGCCCUUUUACUUCUGCAAGUACUUGCAAGAUGCAUUCAAAGUGCCUCUGGUGAUUCAGAUGACAGAUGAUGAGAAGUGCAUCUGGAGAAAUUUGUCCGUGGAGGAGAGCCGUCGGUUGGCACGGGAGAAUGUCAAAGAUAUCAUUGCUUGUGGAUUUGAUAUGUCCAGAACAUUCAUCUUUUGCGACUUCGAUUAUGUUGGAGGCGAGUUCUAUCGGAAUAUGGUGAGGAUUGGGAAAUGUAUCACGAUCAACCAGGCCCGAGGGAUUUUUGGAUUUAUCGGAGAAGAUUAUGUUGCGAAGAUGGCUUUCCCUCCUGUGCAGGCUGCGCCGUCAUUUCCCACGUCAUUUCCACAUCUAUUUGGUAAUAGGAAGGAUAUCCGAUGCUUGAUUCCCUCAGCAAUUGAUCAGGACCCAUACUUCAGAAUGACUAGAGAUGUCGCGCCGAGGAUCGGACUGCAGAAGCCAGCUACUAUCUACUCCAGAUUCUUUCCAGCACUGCAGGGGGAGAGUGGGAAGAUGAAUGCAAGUGAUCAGAGGUCAGCGAUCUUUGUGACGGAUACUCCCAAGGAGAUUAAGACGAAGAUUAACAAGUAUGCAUUCUCAGGGGGAGGUGCAACCAUUGAGGAGCACAGAAAGUUCGGUGCCAACCUGGAUGAAUAUGGAGCUGGCAGGAUGCUAACUGGGGAGGUGAAGAAGCGCCUUAUCGAGGUCUUGACGGCGUUGGUUGGUAAUCAGCAAAAGGCGCGCGCUAAGGUGACAGAUGAGGCGGCUCUGCAGAGCCCUGCUGUCAGAAAUGAGAUCAGUCGGUCACUCUCCUUGCAUAAGGUGUACUGUGCGCUCUACCGUGCAAAGUCCUCUGCAUGGGCACGCACUGCGACCCUGACGUGCUCUGGGAGAUGCGGUGUCUGUUACAGUAGGCAACGGCACAGGGGCCUGCUCAGUGCGCUGUGUGUGCACAGGACAUGUCAGUAGGGGUUCCGGGCAGUAGGUGUGUCCAGUCCCCGCAUGAUCCUGAUCCAUGAGAGGUGCUUUCUGUCCAGCCAUUUUGCU
This is a messenger RNA of Chara braunii, 1772 nucleotides long. Lineage: Eukaryota; Viridiplantae; Streptophyta; Charophyceae; Charales; Characeae. The record is from the annotation of a GenBank genome assembly.